Ostertagia ostertagi is the source of this 516-nucleotide messenger RNA. NCBI's taxonomy places the organism in Eukaryota, Metazoa, Nematoda, Chromadorea, Rhabditida, Trichostrongylidae. The record is from the annotation of a GenBank genome assembly.
AUGCUUGACCAUCGUCAACUACCACCAACAGCAAUGUUUCUACUGUUCGCAAUUUUCACUGCUCUCCUCACUACAGUGCUCUCGCAGUACGGCUCCUACUACUCUCAGUACGGUUAUUCCCGACCAUCCUACUACUCCAGUCCUUAUGGAUACAACCAAUACUCCUCCUAUGGCUAUAAUCAGUACCCAGGUUACUAUCAGCAAUACAACAGCUAUCGAGCUCCUUCGCUGUUAGGAAGACUCUUCGGAGGUGGUGGCUACAACGUCGACCGCUACGGAAAUUCUUACAUCGGUACGCCGAGUUACGGCUAUUCCCGACCGUCGUACUACUCCAGUCCUUAUGGAUACCCAGGUUACUAUCAGCAGUACAGUAACUAUCGAGCUCCUUCACCAUUAGGAAGACUCUUCGGAGGUGGUGGAUACAACGUUGAUCAAUAUGGUAACUCUUACAUCGGAACACCGAGUGUGGGAUUUUUCCUUACAUGCAAUGGACGAGGAUGUGCUACACGCGGAUAA